AUGUACACUAACUGUUUGUUGUUGGGGCUGGAUCCGUCGAUCAUAGGCGUCGGAACCAACAACGGUACUCCUCGGGUGGGACUAUUCCGUCAUUCCAACCCUAAAUUGGGCGAACAACUUCUCUACUUUAUCUUAUCCUCACUCAGAGGCCCAAUUCAAUCUGCAAAGGACUUCGAUAAAGUUUGGCCAAUUUUUGAUUCGGCGCAAUCGCGUGACUUUAGGAAGGUUGUCCAGGGGAUAAUAAGUGAGCUGGAAUCUCAAGGGGCACUUCCGAGGAGCAAUUCAAGGGUUUCGUCCCUUGCUACGUGUUGUGGACCGAGGUUUGUUGAACUUCUGUGGCAACUUUCUUUGCAUGCUUUGCGAGAGGUCCAUAGACGGAUGUUUGCAGCUGAUGUAGCUUCUAAUCCACUGCCUGCUUCGUUGACAGAUGUAGCUUUCUCACACGCGGCUACACUGCUUCCUGUAACAAAGGCUAGAAUAGCACUUGAAAGGAGGAGGUUUUUGAAAAAUGCUGAGACAGCAGUGCAUAGGCAGGCUAUGUGGUCAAAGUUGGCUCAUGAAAUGACUGCAGAGUUUCGCGGUCUUUGCGCUGAAGAGGCUUAUUUGCAGCAAGAGCUGGAAAAACUGCAUGACUUGAGGAACAAGGUGAAGUUAGAAGGUGAACUGUGGGAUGAACUUGUAUCUAGCUCAAGUCAGAAUUCUCAUAUGGUUCAAAGAGCUACCCGCUUAUGGGACUCUUUAUUAUCUCGUAAGAGUCAACAUGAAGUUCUUGCUUCAGGCCCCAUUGAGGACCUGAUAGCUCAUCGGGAGCAUAGGUAUCGCAUCUCUGGAUCAUCUUUGCUAGCAGCAAUGGAUCAAAGUUCUCAAGUUCCACCUACAGAUCUAGCUUCAACACAUGUAGAUGAUAGAGAGCAAAUUGAUGGGUUCCAAGUGAAUGCAAACAGAGAAAAUCAUAACAAUUUAGAUCAUUCUCAUCUACAAGUAAAGGAUGAAAAAAUAUUGCUAGUGGAUGAUAGAAGUGGAAGAGGCCACCCAACUGUUGAUAUAGCAGAAGUUCUGCGGCGGUGGACACAUGCUUUACAGCGUAUUCAUAAGCAAUCACUUCUUAUGGCAAAGGCAAAUGAUGGAGAUGGCCCAGAGCUUCUGCAAAGUCCACAUGAUGGUGCUACAAAUGGCCAUGCUGAAUCUUUGGCCACAACCCUUGCUGAACAUCGGCAACACCUAGCUAGCAUACAGGUGCUUAUCAAUCAACUGAAGGAAGCUGCUCCAGCAAUACAAAACUCAAUAUCAGAGCUUACAGAGGAAGUAAAGAGUAUUUCUACCAAUUUUGCACCAGUGAUCAAACAUCACGGCAGACCAACCUCACCUAUCCAAGCACAGAGCAGUGGGAGGACACUGGAAAGUAGCACUGAUGAGGUUGCUGAUGUGACUUCGAGAUUGGCAAUUGUUCAACUUGAAAAAGUUGCAGCUAGUUCCCCAGCUCUGAAACUGCCACCUUUGUUCAGUUUGACACCAACUUCUGGUAAAGGUGGGAACGUGCAAAAGCGACAGAUCCUAUCUCAGGCCAGCCAAAUAGAUAAUAUGUCAGAAAGGAAGUCUGUGGACAAGUCACUAUUAAACAGCCACAUGGUUAAUCCACCACAAGAGAGUGAUAAUUCGUAUGUCCAGAAUUUGAAGAGAUCUGUCAGAGAAGCCGCUUUGUCAGUGCAAUCCAGCAAUUUGGAGUCAUCACAAGACAGUCGUUCUGAUGAUAGCUCUGAGCACUUCUUUGUACCACUUUCAGGGACUGGGUUUUUGCAUAUUGGCGCAGAAAAGAAGCUGAAUCCAAGGAGUAAACAGUUAUUUACCUCGCAAACAGAAUCUCCCUUGCUUGAGACUCGUGCGCCAGAAAGACAUUUUGGGAGCGAGUAUGAUGGAUUACCAGACAUGUUGAGUAGUUUGGAUUCACUUCAUGACUAUGAUUGUGGAAAUGGUUUUCUUUCGGUUGCUGGUUCCAAUGGUGCAGUGUCUGAUGCCCAAAGCUCAUUUUAUGACAUUGAGGAAGCUCAAGAUCAAGUUUUCUCACCUCCUUUGCUGAUGGACACGUCACUGUUUGCAGAUUCUUAUGAGGACUUACUUGCACCAUUAUCAGAAACAGAGACGGCCUUGAUGGAUCAUUGAACACAUAGUCAGGGCAAUCUCGCUAUUGCAUUCUCCAGGAGAUGUUUCAGUCACUGUAACAGUUAUGUUUUCUUUCCUCAAUUGGGAUAUGCUUUUCUGCAACUAGUUUUAGUAUGGCGUGGAGCUUGUAUGAUUCCUCUCUUCCUUAUUCCCACUUCGCAUUUCUUCUCUAUGCUCUCCGCAAUAUUUUGCAAACAAGUUUUUGGAGUGGAGGUGAUCAUGAUUAUAUUGCUGCAUUCCCGGUCAUGCUCUGUGGAUACCUGGACUUUAAAUGUUUAUAUUAUGGCAGUGCAAAUCUGUGUCUUGGAGGCUAAACCGCUGCUUAACUAGAUUAUCACUGUCAAGUCAGAAAUUUUCUUGAACGACUUCUACCCGAAAUGGAAAAAAGCUAAGGUAUGAUGGUUGAAGCCAGAGAUCUGGUGAAUCGUCCACUUGGAGACUAAUUUUCCACUUGAGUCUCGGGCAUUGAAGCAUGAAUCCUUCCGAGUUCAUGAAUCCCUGUAUUGGCUAAUUCUCACUCAUUGACAAUUCUCCAUAAAGUCAAGUUCCGGCAAUGUGUUGUACGGGCGGCUUCAGCUUCUCUAUUUUGACCAUCUGCCUUGAUUGGCCCCAUUGCGGUAAAGUGGAUCAAACUGUUCCUUCCAAUAUUGCUUUAUAUUGACUUUUUCUGGUUGUGGCUUGCCGAAAGUGUACACUUACGAAUGCCCAGUCCUGUACUCAAUACAAUCCAAUUUCCAAUCUUGAAAAUACCACCAGAUUUCAGUCGCGGAAAUAACUUGUGUACGCAGAUAAAAUAACAUAUGUCUUACUCUCUUUAGAUUAACAUAGAUGGAAGUCUCGUGUAUUGGAUAAAUUUUUUUUUUUUUAAGUGGUGAUCAAAUGUAUUAUGAGGAGAAGGGAGCCAUUGGCUGGGUUGUAACUCACUACCAUGGUUAGGCUGUCAAUUGGCAACUAUUUUGGUUGAUUUAGUCAGGUGCAUUGUAUCUGUACACCCAGUUGGACUUGUGCGUCUGAGUAACAUUAUCGGCUAAGAGAUUGAUUUUUUUUAUUUUUUUGAUCAGGCUAGGAGAUGAGUUUGAAAAUGUGAAGGUG
Molecule: messenger RNA, 3252 nt
Organism: Ilex paraguariensis (yerba mate)
Lineage: Eukaryota; Viridiplantae; Streptophyta; Magnoliopsida; Aquifoliales; Aquifoliaceae
Source: the annotation of a GenBank genome assembly